This is a messenger RNA of Diaporthe citri, 909 nucleotides long. RefSeq lists its product as uncharacterized. The transcript has 4 exons. Gene Ontology annotation, molecular function: protein binding; structural molecule activity. The record is from RefSeq and is a predicted model, not a curated record. Gene Ontology annotation, biological process: positive regulation of TOR signaling; protein import into nucleus; COPII-coated vesicle budding. The coding region runs from base 1 to 909 and encodes 302 amino acids. Gene Ontology annotation, cellular component: COPII vesicle coat; nuclear pore outer ring. NCBI's taxonomy places the organism in Eukaryota, Fungi, Ascomycota, Sordariomycetes, Diaporthales, Diaporthaceae.
AUGGCGACUCAGGUCAUUUCAAACCCCGGCCACGAUGACAUGAUACACGAUGCCGUCCUCGAUUACUACGGACGCCGACUCGCGACAUGUUCCUCGGACCGGACAAUCAAGAUCUUUGAAAUCGAGGGCGAGUCUCAGCGAUUGACGGAGACACUCAAGGGACACGAGGGCGCAGUGUGGUGUGUUUCCUGGGCCCACCCCAAAUACGGCAACAUCCUCGCCUCCUCGGGCUACGACGGCAAGGUCUUCAUCUGGCGGGAGCAGCAGGGCGCGUGGCAGAAGAUCUUCGACUUUGCCCUGCACAAGGCCUCGGUCAACAUCGUCUCGUGGUCGCCCCACGAGUCCGGCUGCCUGCUGGCCUGCGCCUCCUCGGACGGCAACGUCUCGGUUCUCGAGUUCAAGGACAACAGCUUCGAGCACAACACCUUCCCCGCCCACGGCCUGGGCGUCAACUCCGUCUCCUGGGCGCCGGCCACCACCCCAGGCUCCAUCGUGUCGAGCGCCCCCGGCCCCGGCGCCACGGGCAACCGCCGCUUCGUCUCUGGCGGCUGCGAUAACCUCCUCAAGAUCUGGGUCUUCGACCCCGCCAACAACAGCUACAAGCCCGAGCGGGAGCCGCUCUCGGGCCACACGGACUGGGUCAGGGACGUGGCGUGGAGCCCCACGGUGCUGCAGAAGAGCUACAUUGCGAGCGCGUCGCAGGACAAGACGGUGCGCAUCUGGACGUCGGACCCCGCGAGCCCCGGCCAGUGGAACUCCAAGGUGCUCAGCUUCGACGCCCCCGUCUGGCGCGUGAGCUGGUCCCUCAGCGGAAACGUCCUCGCUGUUAGUGGAAGCGACAACAAGGUCACGCUGUGGAAGGAGAACCUGCGGGGCGAGUGGGACAUUGUGAAGACACUCGAGGAGUGA